Aspergillus fischeri NRRL 181 is the source of this 798-nucleotide messenger RNA. Its product is annotated as oxidoreductase-like domain-containing protein. The transcript has a single exon. Gene Ontology annotation, cellular component: mitochondrion. NCBI's taxonomy places the organism in Eukaryota, Fungi, Ascomycota, Eurotiomycetes, Eurotiales, Aspergillaceae. The record is from RefSeq and is a predicted model, not a curated record. The coding region runs from base 1 to 798 and encodes 265 amino acids.
AUGUAUAUUACGCAGUCGAUCCUUCGAUGUAAAAUCCGUCCAUUGUGCUUUGGGCACGUUCGGGUUACGAACAAGCUUUCUUUACCUCUCGGGCCAACCUCAUCACUGACAAGGCAAUAUGCCUUCACUGCGACUUCCCACCACGGGACCGCCCACGAUGAUACCCUGGCAAGCUUAGAAGAUUCAACACGCUCGCAGGCGCAUCCGUUAUCGGGCUACUACUACGAUAUCCUCUCAUCCAAAUCACCCUACAGAUCUCAUGCGCCGACUUCGCGCCCUGCCGCCGAGAAACCAACCCCGGCAACAACCGUCAAACCCCAGUCACCAGAAGAAAAGAUGUCCAUCGUCUUCGGAUCGCGACUUGCUGGGCCAGGCCGUGCUUCGCGUUACAACCCCGGAACUAUGCCACCCGAGUCUCAAUGGAAGAUGAUCAACGGGGUGGCCAUUCCGCCCCGGCCCGAGGAACCGGACAAUUGCUGCAUGAGUGGUUGUGUCCAUUGCGUGUGGGAUGAUUACCGCGAUGAAAUGGAGGAAUGGGCCAGUCGUGUAGAAAGGGCCAAGGCGAAGGGCACUACCCAGAAGGCCACGGCGGAUAUGCGACAGACGCCGAGGGCAGAGGUUGACAGUGCGAGUCGUAGCAUGGAUGACGACGGCGGAGGUAGCGAGACUAACUGGCCAGUAUCUCACGAGGCAGAUGAUCUCUUUGCCAAUAUACCAGUUGGUAUUCGCGAAUUCAUGAAGACGGAGAAGAAACUAAAGGAAAAGCAACAACAUGAGAAAAAUAAAGCGUCAAUUUGA